AUGAUGUUGCAAGUAUCUUACAGCACGUUCCCAGAAGCUUUCUCAUUUCUGAUUGUCAUAUUGGGAAUCUCAGUCUGGUAUUUAUAUUCCAAUCGAAUGUCAAGGAAACCGACGGCUCCAUUGCCGCCUGGUCCCCGUGGACUUCCGAUUGUGGGAUAUCUUCCCUUUCUAGGAUUGGAUAAUCUCCACCUGCUGUUCACAGACUUGGCCGGAGCAUACGGUCCUAUCUUCAAGCUCCGGCUUGGAAACAAACUAACCAUAGUGGUUAGCUCUCCAUCCCUUGUAAAACAAGUGGUCCGUGACCAUGAUUUAGCAUUUUCCGAGCGAGAACCUACCAUUGCUGCACAGGUUAUCACCUUCGGCACCAACAAUAUCGCGUUCGACUCUUACAGCAAUCCCAGUUGGAAAAACAAGCGCAAAAUCCUUGCAACCGAUAUGCUCAGCAACGCCAAUCUUAAUGCCUGUUAUGGCCUACGCCGAGAACAGAUGAUGAAAACCAUUAGGGAUGUGUAUGAAAACGCAGACAAGGCGUUUGAUAUCGGUGAAUUGGCGUUUCUAACUGCGAUCAAUGCGACCAUCAGCAUGAUGUGGGGAAGCAAACUCCGAGGACAGGAAGGGGCUACAAUUCAGGGUCACUUCAAAGAUCUUUCGUCGGAAAUAAUGGUGUUACUGGGAAAACCGAAUUUUUCCGAUAUUUUCCCCUCGAUUGCAUGGUUCGACUUGCAAGGAAUUGAAAGGGAUAUGAAGAAAAUCCGUCGAUCGUUCAAUGAACUCUUGGAUUGUGUGAUUGAACUAAGAAUGAAGGCUGCCGGUGAGAAGGAAGAGGUUGACGGAAUGAGUGAACAAAAAACAGACUUUUUACAGUUUAUGUUGGAUUUACACAACGAGAACGAAGAUGGCGCAGCAUCACUCAGAAUGAAUCAAAUCAAGGGUAUUCUCAUGGACACUGUGGUGGGUGGAACGGAUACUACUUCAACUACGACAGAGUGGGUAAUGGCAGAGCUAAAGCAAAAUCCAGAAAUAAUGGAGAAAGUUAAGAAAGAAUUAGAUGAUGUUGUUGGCCUAAACAACAUCGUUGAAGAGUUUCACUUGCCUAAUUUAAGUUACCUAAAUGCAGUGAUAAGGAGGCUUUCCUCUGCAUUCACCACUACCCCUUUUUGUUCCCCGUUCUUGUGGUAAAUCACUCCAUCUCGGUGGCUAUACCACACCAAAGGGAAGCAGAGUGUUCCUAAAUAUGUGGUCCGUUCACAAGGACCCAAUAUUUGGGACAAUCCUUCCGAAUUUCGACCCGAGAGGUUCUUGAAUGAAAGUUUUGAUUUUCAUGGAAAUGAUUUCCGGUAUUUGCCAUUUGGGUCCGGAAGGAGAAGGUGUCCCGACCUUUCCCUUGGGGAAAAGAUGUCUUUCAUAUUGGCCUCAUUGGUUCAUUCUUUUGAGUGGAAAUUGCCGCAUGGAACUGAGCUUGACCUGUCCGGUAGAUUUGGAAUUGUUGUGAAGAA
This is a messenger RNA of Hibiscus syriacus, 1496 nucleotides long. Its product is annotated as flavonoid 3'-monooxygenase CYP75B137-like. The transcript is spliced from 3 exons. The record is from RefSeq and is a predicted model, not a curated record. Lineage: Eukaryota; Viridiplantae; Streptophyta; Magnoliopsida; Malvales; Malvaceae. Gene Ontology annotation, molecular function: oxidoreductase activity, acting on paired donors, with incorporation or reduction of molecular oxygen; monooxygenase activity; iron ion binding. The coding region runs from base 1 to 1179 and encodes 392 amino acids.